AUGGAGACCACCACCACCACCCUCGCCGAAUACCUCUUCAAGCGCCUGCACCAGCUCGGUGUCGAUUCCAUCUUUGGACUCCCCGGCGAUUACAAUCUCCAGCUGCUCGAUUAUGUCGCCCCCUCGCGUUUGCACUGGAUCGGGAGCUGCAACGAGCUGAAUGCGGGGUACGCCGCCGACGGCUACUCCAGAGUCAAGGGAAUCGGAGCCCUCGUUACGACCUUCGGAGUCGGUGAACUCUCCGCCGUCAACGCCAUCGCCGGAGCCUACGCCGAACGAGCCCCCGUUGUCCACAUUGUCGGCACUCCCGUCCGCCAGUCCCAGGAGUCGCGCGCCCUCAUCCACCACACCUUCAACGAUGGCGAAUACGAGCGCUUCGAUCGGAUGCAGGAACACAUCACCGUCGCCCAAGCCAUCCUGACCGACCAUCGCUCCGCCCCCGCCGAGAUCGAUCGCGUCCUGCAGCAAUGCCUCCUCCACAGCCGGCCGGUCCGGAUCGCCAUUCCCCUGGACAUGGUGUCGCUGCGCGUUCCAAAGCUGGCUCUUCACCACAGACUUGCCCUUCCUCUCCCGUGCCGACAGCCGCAUGCCGAGGAUAAGGCGAUGAAGGCUAUUCUCGAUCGGAUGUACAGCGCGAAGAAACCGGUGAUAAUCGUGGAUGGAGAAGUGCGGUCGGCGAAGAUCGUGGACGAAGUCGAUCACAUCGUCAAGUCAACCAGGUGGCCGACGCUUACAUCGGGCUUCGGCAAAAGCUUGAUCGAUGAGAAUCUGCCGAACGCCUACGGAGUCUUCACCCCGGAGCACAAGGAGUUUGUGGAUUCGAGCGAUCUGGUACUGUGCUUCGGCCCUCAUUUCUCCAACACCAACUCCUUCCUCUACCAGACGCUCCCUCGCGAAGAUAAUACCAUCUACAUCCAUCCUACGUCGGUCCAAAUCGGCAGCGAAAUCAUCCGCGACCUCCCGGCAAACUACUUCCUCCCCCAGCUAAUCGGCCACCUGGAGAUGGAAAAGCUCACGAGUUACGACCCCCAGCUCACCCAUCCCAAAUCCAUCGCACCCCCAGACGUCAAAGACACGGAUCUCGUCUCCCAAGCCGGCGGCUUCUGGCACCGAAUGUCCACCUUCUUCCGCGAAGGCGACAUCAUCCUCGCCGAAACCGGCACCGCAGCCUACGGCGCCAACCAGUUCCGCCUCCCCCCGAAAACCAGCCUCUUCAAAGCCGUCACCUGGCUCUCAAUCGGCUACAUGCUCCCCGCAACCCUCGGCGCCAGUCAAGCGCAGCACGACCUGAUCGCCCGCUCCGAGUACCACGAUCUCCUCGAAGCGCGCUCAAUCCUCUUCAUCGGCGACGGCAGCUUCCAGCUAACAGCGCAGGAGCUGGCAACAAUCAUCCACCGCAAGCUCAACGUGAUCAUCUUCCUCAUCAACAACGACGGAUAUACCAUCGAGCGCGCGAUUCACGGUCGGAACCAGCGUUACAACGAUAUCACGUCGUGGCGGUACCUCAAGGGGCCGGAGUUCUUUGGCGCCCCGACGGAGGGAGAGUAUGCGGCGCAUACGUGGGAGGUCCGGACGUGGGGCGAUCUUGAUAAGGCGCUUACGGAUGAGCGCAUGGUCAAGGGGAAGGGCGUGCGCAUGGUGGAGGUUUUCAUGGAGAGGCUGGAUGUUCCGCCGCCGCUGGAUCGCACUUUGGCGAUGCAGCUUGCGCGGGAGAAGGAGGGGCAGUAG
Molecule: messenger RNA, 1728 nt
Organism: Aspergillus mulundensis
Lineage: Eukaryota; Fungi; Ascomycota; Eurotiomycetes; Eurotiales; Aspergillaceae
Product: alpha-keto acid decarboxylase family protein
Exons: 2
Coding region: 1-1728 (575 amino acids)
Molecular function (GO): magnesium ion binding; carboxy-lyase activity; thiamine pyrophosphate binding
Source: RefSeq, a predicted model, not a curated record